Messenger RNA from Lathyrus oleraceus (garden pea), 1146 nucleotides. Its product is annotated as protein MODIFYING WALL LIGNIN-2. The coding region runs from base 319 to 870 and encodes 183 amino acids. NCBI's taxonomy places the organism in Eukaryota, Viridiplantae, Streptophyta, Magnoliopsida, Fabales, Fabaceae. The record is from RefSeq and is a predicted model, not a curated record. The transcript has 3 exons.
AUUUGCAUCAAACUGUUGAUAAUUAGCUAGGUAGCUUCCAAACAUAAAGGAAAAGUUUUCAAAUUGGGUUUUCCACAAAACCAUAAUACAAUCAGUUAGGAAUGGUAUCUCCUUCACAACAAUGAUAGACAAAUUUGGAAACAAGCCUCAACUACCAAAAAAACAAAGGAAAAAACUCAAACAAAAAGAGAAUGAAAAACACUUUCAAAACACCAACUACUCAUCUUUUUGUUUCUUGAGUAGUUUCCUUCCAACAAAUAUUCUUUAUUAUUAUUAUUAUUGUUGUUGUUCUCUCUUCAUAAAAACAAUCAUAUCUCCAUGGAAACUCCUCCUAGAUGCAAAUUUGCAUUCAUCUUUUCUAUCUUCAUCUCUAUUUUUCUUGGCUUGGUUUCAUUUUCUUUAUGUAUAGCUUCCGAGAUUAAGAGGAACAAGAAGGAAGAUCUUAGAUGGAAUGGAAAACUAUGUUAUUUACCAUCAAGUCAAGCAUUUGGGUUAGGUAUUGCAUCUUUGAUUAGUUUCAUUUUGGCUCAAAUCAUUGGAAAUUCAAUUUUGUUCAAGAAUUCUUAUUCAAGAAGAAAAAUAAAUGCACAAUACAAGCUACCUUUCAUUGCAAGGCUUCUAAUUUUGAUAUCUUGGCUAAGCUUUGGAGUUACAAUUAUUUUACUAAUUGCAGCCACAAGCAUGAGCAAAACACAACCCUAUGGAGCAGGUUGGUUAAAUGGUGAGUGCUACUUAGUCAAAGGAGGAACCUACACAGGCUCAGCCAUAUUAAUUCUAGUCACAUUAGCCUCUGUAACGGCUUCAACAUUCUCAACAAUAAAAACCAAUAAAGCAGACCAAGAUCGCAAAAUACAUGCACAAAUGGGGUAACAUAAACUUAGUAGAAUUUAUUCUAGGAAAGUAGACAAAAGAUGCCUUACAAGUUGUAGAGAGAUGGAUCCAAGGCAAUGAAAUUCAUUAACUUGCUUAUCUUUUGUCCUAAGGAAUAACUUUAUUUUUGGAGACACUUUAUUUGUACACAUUCUCUCUCUCAGGUAGUGACUGCCUCAUAUAGGAACUGUUUCAUAUCCCACCUGCAUAUGUUAAUAAAUGUUUUGUAUAGGACUAUUUAAUUUUCAACUACCAAGUUGGAUUUAUUAUUUGUUU